This is a messenger RNA of Humulus lupulus (European hop), 2688 nucleotides long. RefSeq lists its product as uncharacterized. The record is from RefSeq and is a predicted model, not a curated record. The transcript is spliced from 4 exons. Lineage: Eukaryota; Viridiplantae; Streptophyta; Magnoliopsida; Rosales; Cannabaceae. Bases 1 to 2688 code for a protein of 895 amino acids.
AUGAAUAAAGGUAAUAAACAGAGAGAUAUUCGCUACUUGUGUCGAUUGAAUAAUAUUGGUUUUGGGGCGCUCUUUGAGACCAAAGUCCGCCAUGAGAAAACAGCAGGAAUAAUUAGUAAUAGUUUUCCCAACUGGGAUUAUUACUCGAGUAGUGUGAUAUCGUUCAGAAUAUUGCUUAUUUGGCAAUCGAAAUUUGUGCAAGUUAAAAUUCUUGUUGAAGAUACUCAGUUUGUGCAUUGUAAAAUCAGAGUUUCUGGGCAUAAAACAGAGUUCUUUUUAACUGCUGUGUAUGGCUCAAACUCUAUGUUGGACAGGAAAAUUUUGUGGGAUAAGCUUGCUGGGUUAGGACAUUUUAAUCUUCCUUGGAUUGUUUUAGGAGACUUCAAUGCUAUGUUUAGCUAUCAAGACAGGAAUGGAGGUAGACCCAUAACUGCAAAGGAGGUUUUUGAUGCUCAAAAUUGGCUGUCUUUAGGCCAAUUAGAUGAAUUUCGCUGUGCUGGUUCCUCUUACACCUGGUCUAAUAAGCAUGAAAUUGGGGACCGAAUAUACUCAAAGUUGGAUAGGGUCUUUACUAAUGAGAAAUGGCUGGAUCUCUUUCCUAACACAGAAGGAAUUUGUAAAUGGGACAGUAUUUCAGAUCAUAGUUACUGUGUAAUCAAGAACCAUGUUAUAGGGAAUAUUGGUAUCAAGCCUUUUAGGUUCUUUGAUUGCUGGAUGUUCCAUAGUAUGUUUAAAGCUGUUGUUCUUGAUAGUUGGAACAAAGCUACCUCUAAAGCAGGCCUUGCCGGUAUUAUCCUAAAGCUCUACAGGGUAAAACACAUGUUAAAGAAAUUCAACAAAAAGGAAUUGGGAGACAUUCCUCACAGUUAUCAGGUAGCUAAGGAAAGCUUCAAUUUGGCCCAAGGUGCCUUAGCUAAUGACCCUCUCAAUACAAUGCUCCAGUUAACUGAACAGAUCAAGCUUCAAGAGUUGAUUCAAGCCAGGAAUAGGUAUGUUAGUUUCCUCCAACAAACCAUUAAAAUAACUUGGCUGCAAUUUAAUGAUGAAAACUCCCAUUACUUCCAUGCAAUCAUGAAAAAGAGGAGGGCUGAGAAUAGAAUUACUUCAUUUGUGGUAAAUGAGGAGGUGAUUGAUGAUUAUGAUAAGGUGGUAGAGCAUUACUUUAAUCACUUCAGGAACUUCAUGGGGAAGAAGAGUUCGGCCAAUAAAAAGAUUGAUACCAAUAGCCUGAGUUUUGGUGAAAAACUUUCUGUUCAGCAGCAGGUCAAAUUGAUCAGGCCUUUCAAUAAGGAAGAUGUGAAAGAAGCUUUGUUUGGCAUUCACUCAAUCAAGAGCCCUGGUCCGGAUGGGUUUGGUGCAGGUUUUUUCAAAGGCCUUUGGAAUGAGAUAGGAAACGACAUUAGUAUGGCAGUUAAUCAAGGGGCAUUCAUCAAGAAUCGUCUCCUGGCUCAUAAUAUUCUUAUUUUUCAGGACUUGCUCAAGGGUUAUACGAGGAAGAACAUUUCAGCUAGAUGUAUCAUGAAGAUCGACCUUAGUAAAGCUUACGAUAUAGUUGAUUGGCAGUUUGUGGCUGACUUGCUCAAGGGUCUUUGUUUCCCUUCGAGGUUCAUUCAUUGGGUGCUGGUUUGUUUAAAGGGAACCUCUUAUUCGUUGAUGCUCAAUGGUCGGCUUCAUGGCACCUUUAGAGGGGAAAAGGGUCUUAGACAAGGAGAUUCGAUAUCUCCUCUUUUGUUUGUUUUGAUUAUGGAGUAUUUGACUCGGCUUUUACUUCAGACUUCUAAACAAAAAGGUUUUGGUUUCCAUCCCUUAUGCAAGCAUGUAAAUCUUGUCAAUCUCUGUUUUGCAGAUGAUCUAGUUAUUUUUUGCAAGGGUAAUGAGAAAUCAAUGAGACUUACACAGUCUGCCAUUGAUAGCUUUUGUGCUACAACAUGCCUCUCAAUCAACAACACAAAGUCUCAUAUAUACUUUGGAGGCAUAAAAGACGAUUGUAAAUCUCAACUUUUGGAGAUUACUCAAAUGGAAGAAGGCUCUUUUCCGCUUAAGUAUCUUGGAAUUCAUCUAAGACCAACAAAAUGGAGAGCUGCAGACUGUGGGGAAAUCAUUGAAAAAAUCCAGCGGAACCUCCAUUCCUGGACAAGCAGGAAUCUAUCUUUUGCGGGCCGAGCCCAACUCAUUCAUUCAGUCCUUUUUGGAAUUAGGAAUUUCUGGAUGAAUAUCUUUAUCCUUCCUCAGAAAGUUGUUGCUUUCAUAGAUAAAAGCUGCAGAGAUUUUCUUUGGGGGAUGAAAGGGAACCGAAGCAAACUUCACCUCACUUCUUGGGAGCAAGUCUGUCUUCCCAAAAAGUAUGGAGGAGUUGGCUUCUUUGAGGGCAGGAAGUGGAAUAUUGCAAUGAUGGCCAAGUACAUUUGGGCUAUAUCGAGCAAAAAGGAUUGCUUAUGGGUCAAAUGGAUAGAUUCGAUCUACCUUAAAGGUCAAAGUUUCUGGUCUGUUCCUAUAAUAAGUGACACUAGCUGGUACUUUCGGAAAUUAUUGAAGCUGAGGAAUGUUAUAGAUUGUCCUGUUGUUACUGCUUCGGUUUUAAGAGCAGCUUAUUACUCAGUUUGGUGUAAUAGAAAUAGGUGUGUGUUUGAUUUGUGUUGUAGCUCAGUGAUGCUGUUAGCUACUGUUAGCCUUGUAUCUGUUUUGUGA